UUAAAAAACAACAAAGCAAGAAACAUGUUUUAAAAAGCCAAGUCAUUGUCACUAGACAACCAUUUGAACCAUACAUUAUCUAACAUUCCCAUCUAACUACCUUUUAAUAGACAAAGUAAACUAUAAGUAUUCAACGUUGUUUUCCCUAAAAGAACGGCAACACUAUUUUCGAUUUCCUGCCGGACAAUUCCAAAGAUGCCUGACCCAGCUAACACAGAGAGGGAUCUGAGAGUAUAAAUAGUGGCAGUGAUUUUUUUUAAAACAAAGAGAAAAAUGCACUCGACUGAAACAAACGAAAAAGAAAGCUAGCUAAUGACCCUGGAAAAGAGAAGUGAUUGACCAUAGUAAAACAAGAACUCUCCUCUUGUACCCAAACCACUAUCGCCACAGACAGCAGCUUUUUUUAAUUUUUAUGCUUUUUUAAUUGGCAACCAAUUCUUACAACAUCCUUAACGCAUAGUCUAUUAGUAUCAAACUUGUUCGUUUUUUUGUUAAAAGUUUUCGUGAUAUUAUUCUUAGCUUGAAUGAUGCUACCUGUGACUGGUCCCUUUGGUAACAUCGGGGAGGCUACAAAUUGUUACACCCGUAAUCCCAAAUUGGGCAAAAUUGCAGGGAAGAGAACAGGGGCAAUACCCCCCAAGGAACAAUCGCAAUUGAGACUAAUAUGAAUUCUGGCUAUCCACGAAAGCAGCGAAGAGAACGAACGACUUUCACGAAAAAUCAGCUCGAGAUUCUAGAAGAGCUGUUCGCCAAGACUCGUUACCCCGACAUCUUCAUGAGAGAAGAAGUCGCCAUUAAAAUCAACCUUCCAGAGUCAAGGGUGCAGGUCUGGUUCAAAAACAGGCGCGCUAAAGCUAGACAACAAGCAAAGGGAGAAAGCAAACCCAAGUCGAAACCAAAGAGCCCCUCAACCUCAAAGGAGGGCUCAUCACUGCCGCCCGUCCUCCCUCCCUCGCCCUGUCGGUACGCAAGCUGCAGCGGGAACAUCUGGAGCCCUGCUCACGAGCCCGUCCGCCCCUCAACUUAUUCACCACACUCCAUGAUGAGCACGUCCAUGACGUCUUCAAAUGCAGGAGCAUUCAUGCCCCCUCCCCAGCCCCCUCCAUACUACUGCUCCAGCCCCAGCGGGCCGUAUAUGAGCAUGGAUCACGUGCAUUCCAUGGCGCCGAGAUAGUAGGAGCGCAGGGUAGUCAUUGGGCGCCAUCUACCAUAGGAACAUUGUUUAUACCGUGAAUUUAAAUGAAAAACAAAUAUUCUAUCAGAUUAAUUAAUAAGAGAUCAUUUUGAAGGUUUUAAAUAUAUUAUUAUAUCGAGAUGCCAAUCAAUGGAAUUAUAUCAGAAUAGAACGCGAUUAAAAAAAUUAUUAUUAGCAUUUUUAGAAUAGCAUACAACUUACAGAACGCUAUGCUGUAUAUAUCGCUUAUGAAACUAGAAGUAUAUCUCUAUGCGAUGCAAGGUUCUGUACAUAGCUAGUGCAAACGAAUGCAUGCUCUUCUUCUAGCGAGUUGUUAUUAGAUUAUUAGAUCACUUGAAACUUAAAGGUGCGUCUAUGUAACUUUAACGAUGAUUUGUGGUAAUCAUAUAGACAUCAUUUUGUUUGUGCUCCGAAUAAAUGGCUUAUCUGACCGCUAAA
Nematostella vectensis (starlet sea anemone) is the source of this 1633-nucleotide messenger RNA. RefSeq names its product homeobox protein otx5. The record is from RefSeq and is a predicted model, not a curated record. Gene Ontology annotation, cellular component: nucleus. The transcript is spliced from 3 exons. NCBI's taxonomy places the organism in Eukaryota, Metazoa, Cnidaria, Anthozoa, Actiniaria, Edwardsiidae. The coding region runs from base 665 to 1174 and encodes 169 amino acids. Gene Ontology annotation, biological process: regulation of transcription by RNA polymerase II. Gene Ontology annotation, molecular function: DNA-binding transcription factor activity, RNA polymerase II-specific; RNA polymerase II cis-regulatory region sequence-specific DNA binding.